UGAUUACUGUUCAAUUUCCCGAGUAUAAAAGUGAUGCGGCACACUCAGAGGGUCCACUCUGGGGAAUCAUGAUGAAAUUAGGUCUUGUGCUGCUUUUUGCUGCCUACGUUCACGGGUGUGGGAAUCCCACCUACGAGCCCUCCCUGAGCCGCGUUGUGAACGGGGUAGAUGCUCGACCCUACAGCUGGCCCUGGCAGAUUUCUCUGCAGUAUCUCAGCGGCUCCACGUACCGUCACACAUGUGGAGGCACUCUGCUCACUCCUGAAUGGGUCAUGACUGCUGGACACUGCAUCGGAUCUCGAACCUACCGUGUGGUGGUGGGCGAGUAUGACCUCACUAAAGAGGAGAGAUAUGAGCAGGUUAGAAGUGUGGCGAGGAUCGUGGUUCACCCCUACUGGGACGACAACUGCCUGUCUUGUGGUAACGACAUUGCGAUGAUCAAACUGGCCUCACCUGUCCAUCUGGACGACAAGGUGCAGCCGUCCUGUCUGCCGGAGAGCGGACAGAUCGUUCCAAACAAUGACCCCUGCUACAUCACCGGGUGGGGAAGACUCUACAGUGGUGGUCCCAUUGCCUCCAAGCUCCAGCAGGCCCUCCUCCCUGUGGUCGCCCACAGCAUCUGCAGCCGCAGCGACUGGUGGGGUAGCACUGUGAAAACCACGAUGGUCUGUGCCGGUGGAGACAUCCGCUCUGGCUGCCAUGGAGACUCCGGAGGCCCUCUGAACUGCAGAGGUGGCGACGGGAGGUGGUAUGUGCAGGGGGUGACCAGCUUCGUCUCCUCCCGAGGGUGCAACACCCCCUUGAAGCCCACGGUGUUCACCCGCACCUCCUCCUUCACCAAGUGGAUCAGUGACACUUUGCUGCAGUACUGAAGACCUGAAGACUUUUAAUGUCAAUAAAUCGACUUUAUCAACCACU
Larimichthys crocea (large yellow croaker) is the source of this 918-nucleotide messenger RNA. RefSeq names its product proproteinase E-like. Gene Ontology annotation, biological process: proteolysis. Bases 69 to 872 code for a protein of 267 amino acids. The record is from RefSeq and is a predicted model, not a curated record. The transcript is spliced from 8 exons. NCBI's taxonomy places the organism in Eukaryota, Metazoa, Chordata, Actinopteri, Sciaenidae. Gene Ontology annotation, molecular function: serine-type endopeptidase activity.